UUUUUUUUGGAUUUAUAUAAAAAGGGCAAAUUUAAAACCCAAAAAGAGAUCAUUUUGCAUUUUUCCUAGCUUUUUCUACUGCCUUUUCUAAAUGGUUUACAAAGCUAGUUUACUUUUACUAGUAAUAACUUUUAUUACUAGUAACUUAGCUUAUAGAAUUCCUAAUUAUGAUUCAAUUCAUUUAAAUUUAUCAAAUCAAAAAGUUAAACGUGCUGCAGAUCACGUUAAGAAUGUUACGGUUGAGACCAAACAUAUUGAUUCUAUAGGUUGCAACUCUACAGAUGGUGCAGGUGCCCCUUUUUAUUAUGUUUGCUCCGCAGAUAAUAAUCCAUCUUAUAUGUUAACACACUUUUCAGCCGUUAUCUUUGGUGAUUUUGAAGCUCAAAAUGAACAUGGCAGUUCUGGUCCCUUAGCUGUUCAAGGAAACUUCAAGGCUAAUAAGUUUACAGUGAAUGCGGAUGGUAAAAAUAUCGACUGUUCGGAUACUGACAAUGUUGAUUCUUAUGGCUUUGUUUUGGGUGGUUCUGUUGAAGCUACUGAAGUCAGUGUUCAGGGUAACGCUCAAGUCCCUUCUGGUACCUCUGGUGUUCAAGAGACUAUUAGCUCUUGUCGUAUAAUCGAAGACACUGAUGAUCCAUAUUACUUUAAAUUAGCUAAAAUGAAUGCUAUCUCAGCAUCUAGAAUGUUUGCAGUUAAAUCACCUAACAUUCGUUUAAAAGCUAAUGGUGAACUUUCUUUUAAUGGUGUUGGACUUAAUAACUUUAAUGUUCUCACAUUUAGUACAUGUAAUAAUGGUAACUGUGAUAUCUUCCCUGGAAAAAUGUCGGAUCCUUCCGCCAUAUUAGAAGGUAAUGGUAACUGGAAUGGUCCACGAGGAAUGACAUGGACAAGUUCUGUUUUUCAAGAUUCAACAAUUAUUCUUAACGUUCCUGUUGAUGUUGGUUCUACCUUUACAAUUCGUGGCAAUAACAUCAAUGAGAAAAUGAACCUUUACCUUGAAACGUGAAACUGAAAGUAAUCUUGGUGGUUUUAUAUUAGCUCCUGAAGCUACCAUUAUUGAUGGACCCAAUGGUGCUUUUGCUGGUACAGUUGUCGGUGCAAACUAUAUCGGAAAAAAUAAUGGUAUUGGACUUAAUACUUAUCACUCUGCUGGAGGUAGUUGUCGAAACUUUGCAGGUUGCUUACCAAUUACU
This is a messenger RNA of Cokeromyces recurvatus, 1193 nucleotides long. RefSeq lists its product as uncharacterized. The transcript has 5 exons. NCBI's taxonomy places the organism in Eukaryota, Fungi, Mucoromycota, Mucoromycetes, Mucorales, Mucoraceae. The coding region runs from base 92 to 1006 and encodes 304 amino acids. The record is from RefSeq and is a predicted model, not a curated record.